Molecule: messenger RNA, 1780 nt
Organism: Drosophila willistoni
Lineage: Eukaryota; Metazoa; Arthropoda; Insecta; Diptera; Drosophilidae
Exons: 2
Coding region: 24-1460 (478 amino acids)
Source: RefSeq, a predicted model, not a curated record
CAUUCAAAGUGUCCAGACAUAAAAUGAAACAAGCAAAUCUUUUAGUGAGCUGUGUUUGCUUGCUAAUCUUCGGUUUGGAGAUUACAUUGGCAUAUAGUGCAUCGCCUAGUACGAACUAUGGUGGUCCCAGUGAAUCGCUUAUCAAACAAGCCAAAGAACUUGGAAUUGAGGCGAACAUUUUGACGGAAUUAUGGAAUUCCAAGCAACCGGUGAUUGUGACCAAGCCGGAUGCCUUGGGUCAGCUUAAGAAAACCACAUAUGCCUUAACAUCCGACAAUUCUGGCAUUACCAAAACAGAUUCUACGGAAUAUUUGCCAACCCAUGUGGAGCAGAGUCCUCAACAGAAUUCUCAACAGAGUCCUCAACAGAGUUCUCAACAGAGUCCUCAACAGGAUUGGGAAUAUUUGCCACCUACACAAACACGAAGAGUCAUAUCGCAAACAUAUCUGCCAGGUUCAUCUUUUGGUACAAAUUUUGGUGGUAACUAUGGAGCAAACUGGCCAGAUUUUGGCUCUGGAUUCCCAUCAUUGUCUCACAACUGGCCCAGCUUUAGUUUUCCAGCCGGUGCGGUGCCUGAAACGUCAACUAAAACUGAGGUCGAUGACCAGGGGCGCACUGUGACGACCACAACAAAGAUUUUUCGCAGUAACGGAAACCCCAAUCAGGCCCAACCAAAUUUCUUUAACCAACCGUGGCCCAAUUGGCAGCCCCCUCAGGCCCCGGCUAGACCGGAGUCGGGAACAAAUGUGGACCAGGCUGGCCUAGAAACGACAACGAUUGCUGGAAUAGCUCCAACCUAUGUGCCACUGCCUACAGUGGCGUCAACUAAUCCAGGUGUGAAAACAACCACACCAUUUCCGCCUCUAGAUGAAUUUAUACGCUCUCGAAACACACCUCCAACUUUGUUUAAUACCGAUGUAGAUGACUUGCCCACUGUGGAUGAUCAGGGAGUACCUAUAUUCAACAAUGUGCCCUCAACACAAACACACACUCGAGUGACCACAUACACGUCGAACUUUAAUGGUGAUGCCGCCAGAAAAAUUGCAAAUCUUGAUCCCUCGGCUCGGGAUAUGCUGGCACGUGCUGGCAUCACGGAGGAGGAUAUUCAAAAUGCUCCGCCAAGUGGCAUUAUUGAGAAAACACGAACCGAACCCGAUGGUCGUGUUGUGACUACAAGAGUACGAGUGAGCAGUUCGCCAAAACCACCAUCUGAACCAUUACCACCCUUGCCCACAGUGAAACCCUAUCAAACAUCAAUUUCGAUUCCAACCAAAACUAAUUCAGAUACAUCCAUUGAGAACUAUCUGUCACAAGUGAAUCUAAGCCCAGAAGACAUUCUUGCUCAGAAUGGAGAAGUGGUCAAGACAAUUGUGGACAAGGAUGGCCGUGUCCUAAGUGCCCGGUUCGUUUUGAGCACUAUCAAGGGUUCAGAGAAUCAACAGGAAUUGCCCACCAAGUAAAGUCGUUUACAUUGGGAAUUUGCCAAUUCUGAAUAAUGUGUAAAAAAAAAAAAAAAAGAAUACUAAUCAAUAAACGAGUAAAUAAAUGUCUUAUCAGUUUAGGUUAAACCUUGCGAAUACAAACAAAUCGACUCUUUCGCUUAGAACUGAGCAAAUUGAUAACAACAGAGGGCAGGAAGCGAAGGGGAAAACGGUGUGCCGCUCAGUUUCUUUCAAUAUAUUGUAAGCUCUCUAGUAUAUAAAUAUGUCUAUAGAUGCCUUAGAAAUCGUUUUGUUUAUUAAAUUGUUCGCUUCGAUAAUUAAAAUUGAGCUCCAUAAGA